Molecule: messenger RNA, 423 nt
Organism: Peronospora farinosa
Lineage: Eukaryota; Oomycota; Peronosporomycetes; Peronosporales; Peronosporaceae
Source: the annotation of a GenBank genome assembly
AUGAUUGAAUUCGUAUUGAUGGUAAACAAGCAAGGUCAGACACGAUUAGCUCAAUACUAUGACUUUCUUUCUAUUCAAGAACGUGUGGCCCUUGAAGCUGAAAUUAUUCGUAAAUGUCUCGGUCGCAAUGAGACGCAGUGCUCAUUUGUCGAGUAUCGUGGUUAUAAAGUCAUUUACAGACGAUAUGCGUCGCUUUUUUUCAUUGUUGGCGUGAAAGACGACGACUCGGAGAAUGAACUGGGUAUUCUAGAGUUUAUUCAUGCACUGGUCGAGACCAUGGACAAGUACUUUGAAAGUGUAAUUAUGUUUAACCUGGAAAAAGCGCACUUUAUCUUGGACGAAAUGGUGAUGAAUGGAAACAUUGUCGAGACGAAUAAACUUUCCAUUUUAAAGCCGAUUCAUUUGAUGGAAAAGGCGUCGUGA